AUGCCGCGGCCGUUUCCUCUCCCCAUUAGUAUCGGUACUGAUUUGUGCUCCGUGCACCGUAUCUUCAAGAUCAUCAGGGAUGGCGGUAAAAAGAGCGAUUUGUUUUUGAAACGGCUACUGACGGAUAAGGAGAGGGAAGAGUUCGGGAAGAGACGACAUUACGAAUCGAUACAGUCGUGGCAGAACCUUCAAAAUUGUCGGGUUGAAUUGCAUAAAAAAAGGGUAGCAUUGGGGAUCCCGAAGUCAUUUGCGAAAGAAAGGAAGCUCAUGGCGGAGGCCAAGGCAGGGAAGGUGGAGGAGAGCGGCACCGAAGUGAACACGACGAUUAAGAGAAGCUUGUCUCAAGAUGGCAACCCUGGUUCUGUAGAGUCAGUGGCUUAUAAGGAUAUAAUAGGGGAGGAGGAAAAUGGCAACGGUGUGGGCGACAUAACGACUGAGAAAGCAACGUCUGGCGAGAACAAGCCUGCUCCUGUAGAAUCCUUGGUUUCUGAGGACAGCGCUCACACCGGGAAGGUGGUUGUCAAAGAUGCUACCAAUGAUAAUAGCUCUCUGGAAGAUCGUAUUGCAGAGAUAGACAGUAAGGAAAGGCUACAAUCGAUAGAGGGAGAAAUCAGUGGACAACAGAUUUAUAUCGAACAAAGACUGAGCAAAGCUGCUGAAUUUCUGGCAGGCAGAUUCGCAGCUAAAGAAGCAGCCACUAAGGCAUACAGCUCUCUACGACGGCUCACAUUCCAAGAUAUCUGGAUCCGCGCCCCACAACCGCUGGACGGGAGGACGCAGGCACCAGAGGCUCUCAUUUUACCUGAGAAUGGAAAUUGGGAAGAUGCGCAGAUUAUACCGAUGAGCAUUAGCCAUGACCAAGGUUUUGCAACUGCCGUCUGCCUGGCUUACAACGAUAAAAGCAGUCCCUGA
This is a messenger RNA of Amorphotheca resinae ATCC 22711, 912 nucleotides long. RefSeq lists its product as hypothetical. The transcript has 2 exons. Gene Ontology annotation, molecular function: magnesium ion binding; holo-[acyl-carrier-protein] synthase activity. The record is from RefSeq and is a predicted model, not a curated record. The coding region runs from base 1 to 912 and encodes 303 amino acids. Lineage: Eukaryota; Fungi; Ascomycota; Leotiomycetes; Helotiales; Amorphothecaceae.